Messenger RNA from Gallus gallus (chicken), 2262 nucleotides. RefSeq names its product sulfotransferase (gene SULT). Gene Ontology annotation, molecular function: sulfotransferase activity. Gene Ontology annotation, cellular component: cytoplasm. NCBI's taxonomy places the organism in Eukaryota, Metazoa, Chordata, Aves, Galliformes, Phasianidae. Gene Ontology annotation, biological process: sulfation. The record is from RefSeq and is marked provisional.
CAACCAGUGUCUCUCUGUCUGUGUAGCAUUUCACAUUGUGACAGAGAUUGUGUGUGUGAGAGAGAGAAGAAUGGAAAAAUCUAGGAAGAAAUUUAUUGAUGUGAUAGAUAAGGCAAUAGUUAUUGGUAAUGCAAUGGAUCGUGAUGAACUGCUUUUUUCUUACAAGGGGGUUCUCUACCCUGUUGCUCUUUGCAGUCCUGAAGUAUUCAGAGCCAUGGAGUCCUUUGAAGCCAGAAGUGAUGAUGUCAUUUUGGCAGGAUAUCCUAAAUCUGGUACAAACUGGGUAGGUCAGAUCUUAAGUGAUCUGGUGGCCACAUUUGAAAAAAAAAGACUUGAAGAAAAAAGUGUUAAUGAUGAAGAGCUAGAAGAAUUUCCAUACCUUGAAAUUGGAGAUACUGAGAAAUAUGAGCGAAUGAAGAAGUUACCUUCUCGAAGAGUUAUAUUAACUCAUCUAUCUCCUGAAAAGCUCCCAAAGUCCAUCUUCAAAAAUAAAGCCAAGAUACUGCUGCUGAUUCGCAAUCCGAAAGAUAUAGCUACAUCAUUUUUCCAUUUUUCCAAUGCCUGGUCGGCUCUACCCUCCUAUGAGACCUGGGAUGAUUUCUUCAUAGCUUUCAUGACAGAGAAAAUGCCCUGGGGAUCCUACUUUAACUACCUUUCUGAAUGGAACAAAUAUGCUGCUGAUGAAAAUGUUAUGACAAUAACAUAUGAAGAACUAAAAGAGAAUCAAACCCUGGGAGUGAAAAACAUUGCCUCUUUCUUUGGGAUUUCCCUGACUGGGGAAGAGCUUCGGAGCGUGAUAGAGAGGAGCAGUUUCCAGUCCAUGAAGGAGAACUCUCUGAAGACCCAUGGGGCUCUGGGCAGCAUGCUCUUUCGCAAAGGUGGUGUAAGCGACUGGAAGAAUCUUUUCAAUGAGGAGCAGAAUGAGAAAAUGGACAAAGUAUUUGAAGAACGCAUAGCAAGAACGAAACUAGGAACAAAGUUAAAGUAUGAAGUGUACUGCAAAGCCUGAAGAAUAACGAAAUAUGGUUUGACCAAUAGCUUUCCACUGUGCUCUUCAAUCUGAAUGAUACACAAUAUAAAGCUAGAUGAAACAAUCAAAAUAUCUUGGAAUCAUUGUGAGAGUCAUAUUGCAGGAACCUUUACAGUGACAACAAUGAAUAGUUGGCUUUUGUUUUAAAUGUGAGAUCUUAUUUGGCUACAUUCAUUUGCUGAAUAUGAUGGUAAAUAACCAUAUCAGGUAAACUUGACAGGCUUGUUACAGUAGCUGCCACCUGAAAGGAAAUGGCCUUUUUUGCUUUCCAGGCAAACUCAGUCAUUCUAGAAAAUUUACAUAGGGUUAUUUAGAAUGUGGAGAAUCUUUUUUUUUUUUCUUCCCAAAAAUGCCUCAGAUCAGGUGAGAUCUCCACAAUUAAGAUCGCUGUCAAAAUACGGAUCUGACAUAGCCUUAAUUAAUGACAAAUAUCUUCCCUGUGACUUCAGCACAAACUGGAUAAAAGCUAGAGGGAGGAUAAUGAAAGGGAAUGACAAUCAUCAUUUUAAGGACUUUAAUCUCUCCAAGUGUAGAAUUUCAAGCUGAAAUUCAGAUUACAGAUUGGUAUUAACAGCCAAGAUCCAAUGAGAAGCACCAUUUUUAUGUAUAAUAAUUCUCUUUGUGGAACACAACAAAAAUCUCAAAUUAAUUUUCUUUCUAAUAUCAUGCACAUUUUCUCUUGGUCCACUGAAAACAAUGUUUCUACCUGCGUAAAGUUUAGUAAAAACAAAAAUCAUGGAGCCAGUGUUUCUUUCUUGUGUUUGAAGAUACUCUUUAAUGUAUACACCUUUGUGCUUCUUCUAAGAACUGCUGUUGUUUUCCCUGCUACAGACAACAAUACAGUAAAAGAGGCAGAGAAUAUAGACCUGAAGAUUAUGUUUCCCACCAUUAAAGCCAGUGGAGUGCUCUUAACCACAGAACUAUACUUAGCAUUCCCUUUUUUCAUUCUUAAUUUAGCAACAGGUCUACAUUUAAGCUUUAAUUGAAAUUAAUGCCUAUAAAUUGAAAUAGAUUAAUUUUCAUAACUGAAAAUUCUCUGAAAAUGCCAAUAUACUUUGUAAGUGGCUCCAAUAAGCAUAGUAUGGGAUUGUUCUUGGGAUGGUGGAAGACAUUACAGUAUUCAGAUAUUUUGUGUCAGCACUGAUAUUUGACACUGCAAACACAAUAUUUCAGACCUGCUCAAGGUCCAUCUGCACUUCAGCCACCUGUUCUGUGAAGAGAAAAAAAAAAAA